Molecule: messenger RNA, 1574 nt
Organism: Metopolophium dirhodum (rose-grain aphid)
Lineage: Eukaryota; Metazoa; Arthropoda; Insecta; Hemiptera; Aphididae
Product: SPRY domain-containing protein 7
Exons: 5
Coding region: 120-707 (195 amino acids)
Molecular function (GO): protein binding
Source: RefSeq, a predicted model, not a curated record
UAAUAAUAACAAUAUUAAAUAUACGUAAACUAAACCAACUGCGAACUUCCAUCCUUCCUGUAUUGUUUUUUUAAAAAACAAUUUUCAAUAAGUAUUAGUUUUAAGAUUUAGACAUUUUGAUGGCAAUAGUGCUGUCAUGUUUCAAAAGAUGCUUCGAUGGCAUCAAGUACACAGAACAUACGUCAUUUCCAUUAAUCAACCCUAUAUGUUUGGAUACCAGCCGAAUGGGUAAUGAAGUAGUGAUUGUGAAAAAUGGCACCAGGAUAUGCGGUAGUGGUGGUGUCUUGUGUACUGCGCCAAUAGUGCAAAAUAAAUGUUACUUUGAAGUAAAAGUACAACAAUCUGGAAUCUGGGGAGUAGGUGUAGCUCUGAAUGAUGUAGAUCUGUGUAAAGCACCUGGUGGUCACGAUCAAUAUUCAUGGGUGUUGUGCAAUGAUGGGGCACAAAGACAUAACCAGCAAGUAUUAAAAGCUAUAGAUAAUACCAUUGAAGAAGGUGAUAUUAUUGGUAUUUACUAUGACCAUGUUGAAUUAAACUAUUCGAUUAAUGGCCAACCAGUGAAUGAACCAAUUACAGGAAUAAGAGGAACUGUAUUCCCAGCUCUAUUUGUGGACGAUGGUGCAAUAUUAGACAUUGUGUUGGAAAGAUUUUCAUAUCCACCUUCUAAUGGUUAUGAUAAAAUCAUGUUAGAGCAAUCUAUACUUUAACUAUAUAUAGCGUAAAAGCUAAGAUGAAUAACAUAAUAAUAAAUAUUAAUCAUUCCAUUAAUAAUAAAUUAUAAUUUUAUAUUUUUUCUAUAAAUUGUUUUAUUUUUAUGCAUAAUAUAUUAAGCCCAUUUGUAAACUAAUAAAUUUAAUAUUAUUAUGUAAUUAUAUUAACUGAACAUUUAGAAGGUUUGCUAUACUAGUAGUUAUUCAAUAAAAUGAUAAUAUAAAAUAUUUAUCAACUUUAAAAAGUUUUCUUUUUAACAAAUAACUUAAUCAUGAAAAAAAAUAUUCAUUUAAAAUUUAUAUUACAGACAAGUACUUAAAAUACUUGUUGUUGUUCUUUUAUAAACAAAACAAUGUAUACUUUGUGCCUUCUAACUGUUCGUAGUCACCCUAGGAUAAAAUGUUUCAAUUUUAAAAUACAGAUAAUCAACCAGUUUAAUUAAAGAUAAUAUUAUUUAUUCAUUUUUAAAAAUAUAUAACCUACAUCAGGAAUAUUGUAAACCCUUUGAACAAAACUUAUUAACAUGUAUCAGUAUUUUAAAAGUGAUCAAACUAAUAGGUAGGUGGUUAAACCUAUAUUUAUUAUGAAUUAUAAGACUAAAAAAUAUUUUAGUGUAGACACUAUGUUAAAAUGUAUUUUUUUAUUUAUUAUUAUUUAACUGGUUGUGCACAUUAAACCAUUUUAUAGAAACAUUUUACUCUUCUACUACUUCUAGUUAAAUAUGUUAUAUUAUUUGAUGUACUUAAUACCCACAUGUCUAUGUGUUAUGUGUUUAAUAUAUAUAAUAUUAUUAGUUUUAAUUAUAUCUGAACAAUAAAUUCAGAAUCUCAGUUUAUCAAAAAUAUAUUUAAUUUUUGUAACCA